CUGAGAGGAGAUGCCAUGACCUUCACCUUCACAGCCCUGCUCUGUCUUGGACUGACUCUGAGCCUCUCGAUCCCAGUACUGAAAGGGUCCCUCCCUAAGCCUAUCCUCAGAGCACACCCAGACUCUGUGGUCUCAAUGAGGACUAAAGUGACCUUCUUGUGUGAGGGGACCAUUGGAGCCAACAAGUACAUGCUCUAUAAAAAUGGCCAGCUAUAUGCAAGAGUCACAAACAACCAACAGAAACCAGAAAACAAGACUGAAUUCUCAUUGUCGUAUGUAGACCAUCAAAAUGCAGGGCAAUAUCAAUGUUCCUAUAGGACCCAGGGUAAAUCAUCAGACUUCAGUGACUCUCUGGAGCUUGUGGUGACAGGAGCCUACGGGAAACCCAGCCUUUCAGCACAAACCAGCCCUGUGGUGACCUCAGGAGAGUAUGUCACCCUCCAGUGUGAGUCCAGGCAGUAUUAUCACAGCUUCAUUCUGAUAGUAGAAGGACCACAGAAGCUCUCCUGGAGACAAGACUCACAGUAUAACCAGUCUACUGGGAAGUUCCAGGCCCUGUUCUCUGUGGGCCCUGUGACCCCCAACCAGAGAUGGAUAUACAGAUGCUACAGCUAUGACAAGAACAAACCACAGGUGUGGUCAGAUCCUAGUGAACCCCUGGAGCUUCUAGUCUCAGGGAACCUCCAAAAACCAACCAUCAAGGCUGAACCAGGCUCUGUGAUCCCCUCCAGAAGAGCCAUGACCAUCUGGUGUCAGGGGAACCUGGAUGCAGAAAUAUGUUUUCUGAAUAAGGAGGGAAGCCAAGAAACCUGGAGCACAAAGACAUCACAGGAGCCUAGGAACAAGGGCAAGUUCUUCAUCCCUUCUGUGACAGAAGAGCAUGCAGGGCAAUAUCACUGUUACUGUUACAGCUCAGCUGGUUGGUCAGAGCCCAGUGACACCCUGGAGAUGGUGGUGACAGGAAACUAUGGCUACUAUAAACCCAUGCUGUCAGUACUUCCCAGCCCUGUGGUGACAGUAGGAGGGAACAUGACACUCCAGUGUGCCUCACUUAGGCACUAUGAUAAAUUCACUCUCACCAAGGAAGUUCAGAAAUUCACCAGCUCACUGGACACACAGUAUAAUCAUUCUAGUGGACUGUAUGAAGCCCUGUUUUUUAUGGGACCCAUGACCCCAAACUACACAGGGACAUUCAGAUGUUACGGUUACUAUGAGCAUGCCUCACAGCUGUGGUCAGUACCCAGUGAGCUCCAACAAAUACUUAUCUCAGGACUGUCCAAGAAGCCCUCUCUGCUCACUCACCAAGGCCAUAUCCUAGACCCUGGAAUGAGCCUCACCCUGCAGUGUUGCUCUGACAUCAACUAUGACAGAUUUGCUCUGUACAAGGUGGGAGAAUCUAACAUCAUGCAGCACCCUAGUCAGAGGACCGACACUGGCGUCUCCAUGGCCAACUUCACACUCGGCCGUGUGAGCCCCUCCACUGGAGGCCAAUUCAGAUGCUAUGGUGCACACAACCUCAGCUCUGAGUGGUCAGUGUCCAGUGAUGCCCUGGACAUCCUGAUCACAGGACAGUUCCGUGUCACUCCUUCCCUCUCAGUGAAGCCUAACUCCACAGUACACUCAGGAGAGAAUGUGACCCUGCUGUGUUGGUCAGUGUACAGUGUGGACGCUUUCAUUCUGUCCAAGGAGGGAUCAGCCCAGCCACCCCUGCGACUAAAAUCAAAGUUCCAAGAUCGGCAGUUCCAGGCAGAAUUCUCCAUGAAUGCUGUGACCUCCCAUCUCUCAGGCACCUACAGGUGCUAUGGUUCUCAAGACUCAUCUCUCUACCUGUUGUCACAUGCCAGUGUCCCUGUGGAGCUCACAGUCUCAGGACCCAUCAGAACCUCUACCUUGCCGCCCACAACGUCCAUGACAACAGAUGGACUGCAAAGGUACCUAAAGGCUCUGAUUGGAGUGUCUGCGGCCUUCCUCCUGUUCCUCUUCAUCCUCAUCCUCAUCCUUCUCCGAAGAAGACAUCAGGGAAAAUUCAGGAAGGAUGGUGAGGAGGCCCAAAAAGAGAAAGAAUUACAACUUCCUGCAGGAGCCGCAGAGCCCAUAACCAGGGACAGAAAACCCCAGAAGAGGUCAAACCCAGCUGCUGCCACCCAGGAAGAAAGCCUUUAUGCUUCAGUGGAGGACACGCAAACUGAGGAUAGUGUGGAGCUGGAGAGUCGGAGACUACCUGAGGAAGAUCCCCAGGGAGAGACAUAUGCCCAGGUGAAACCCUCCAGGCUCAGGAGGGCAGGAGCUGUUUCACCUUCUGUCAUGUCAAGGGAACAGCUGGACACAGAAUAUGAACAAGCAGAAGAGGGCCGAGAAGUUGACAGUCAGGUUGCCGAACCUGAGGAGCCCCAGGAUGUGACCUAUGCCCAGCUGUGCAGCAGGACACUCAGACAGGGGACAGCUGCACCUCCUCUCUCUCAGGCAGGGGAAGCCCCAGAGGAGCCAACUGUAUAUGCUGCUCUAGCAACUGCUCGUGUGGGGGCUGUUCCCAAGGACAAGGAGCAAUGACCCUCUGCCUCCCAGGAUGACUAACAGAGACCUCCAAGGGACUCUGGGAACUUUUGGAAACCUGACUGCACUUUGAGUAAUAUCAGUUUGGA
Molecule: messenger RNA, 2642 nt
Organism: Arvicanthis niloticus (Nile rat)
Lineage: Eukaryota; Metazoa; Chordata; Mammalia; Rodentia; Muridae
Source: RefSeq, a predicted model, not a curated record